UUUAUCUACGAAGAGCGAAACGUAGCCGUAGAGAUGGCCUUGAAACGGUAGGGCUAAUUCGAUAUUGACGUUCAAGUCCUUUGCUAUUGGCUAACUCCCCACCGCUAUUCGUACUGUCACUCAGAACUGUCAAAUCCCGCCGCCGUUAUUUUUACGCCAUUACAGUUUUCGCGUCGAGUAGUGAAGUGUUUGCGUUGAUUAAUUUCCGUACCUUUAUUUCUCCGUGAUAAUUGUAAUAUUCAGUGCUACGUUUCAUUUUGAUAUUCAAAAUGCCUCGCAAGUGCUGUAUACCCGGCUGUGAUAGUAAACGAAAGGACGUUAUGCUGCACAGAAUGCCAGCGGCCAGUGAAAAAGUUUUAUUGUGGCGUAAAACAAUUUCAGCAGUUCCAUUAACCAUUUUUGAGGGUUUGACAUCGGGUGAAAUUAGUAAACUACACGUUUACCACAAUCACUUCGAGGCCAAAUACGUGUCUUCGAAGAUGCGGUUAAGGCCGAAUGCCUGUCCAACAUUGUUUACCCUCGAAGAAAUCACCACUGGAACGCCUGCUCACUCAUCUGCUGAAAGAGUUUAUAGGUUCCUACGCGGAAUUGUUAAAAUGGACACAACUUCAAGUUUAGUGUUCUACGCGGAAUUGUUAAAAUGGACUCAACUUCAAGUUUUCCCAGUCGAUGCCGCCGCUGAAAUGUUUUUUUUACUUUUUCUACAUGGAUCCAUGGAACUUGAAAGCAUGGGAAACUCUGACCACUCUUAUGCAAGAAAACGCCAUUAUGACCACACCUAUGCUAUGAGUGCCGCAACGAAUGAAUCAAAUGAUGCUGUACUCGUACCGUCACACAUAACAACUGUACCAGAUACAGCAGAUGUUUCACUGGAAUCCAUGCCACCUAUUGCGGGUCUGUCGAUUGAGGCAUCUCAUCUAAAUUCAGAGCGCGUCUCGUCUGCAGAUCAAGCUUCCAUUGCGGUUGUGGACCCGUCAUUUGAGCAAACUCCACCGCAAACAGUGGACGCCUCCUCUACGGUCUCCGCUGAUCAAUCCUGCAUCACGGUAGCAGACACAUCAGUUAAGCAAAUUUCAUCACAUGCAGUUGUCGACUCCUCUUCCAUGAUCUGCGAUGAUCAGGCGUACAUCACUGCUCCAGGGCCGUCAGUUGAGUCAACUGCGGUAAAUCCAGAACUCGCACGGGCGUCGGGUGUUCAAGAACAGAACACGAGAAAGGAACGGACUCCGAAAUGGGCAUGUCGCAAGCGACUUCGAGUUGUAUCUCACGCCGAUCAACUGUCGCCAGAGUAUGAGGCGUUGUACAAACACUACAAAAAAGCCAAAAAACAAGUGGACUACUUCAGACGAGCCAAGAUGGCCUCUAAGUUGUCAAAAGAGGCUUCAUUCAAACAAUUAGUGGCAGGAAUGAACUCUGUGGCAAGAAAAUUUCUGUGGAUGCAGAUUAAACUCUGUACUACGAGUAAAAAAGGCAGAAGGUUUUGCCUAGAGGAAAAAGUUAUCGCACUUUCAAUUAUGAAGCAAAGCCCAAAAUGCUACAGAUUCUUGCAGAGAAUAUUCAUCCUGCCAUGCAAAACGACACUUAAUAAGUUGUUAUUAAACGUAAACAUUGAAGCUGGCAUUAAUACUCAAGUCUUUAAUGUCAUUAAACAAGAGGUCUGCAAAUGGAAUGAGGCCAAAAGAAUGUGUUCCAUAAUAUUUGAUGAGAUGAAGUUGGAGGCUGGCGUCCAUUACUCACGGAAACACGACAAUAUUAAUGGAUUCGUUGAAUUGUCUGAGAAGACCAACCACUUGGCCGACCACGCUCUAGCAUUUAUGAUUAAAGGCGCGGUUCAUAAGUGGCAACAACCGAUGGCGUAUUACUUCUCCGAAGGUGCCGCGUCGGGUCCGCAGAUGAAGGCCAUCAUCAAGGAGAUAGUGGCGGCCGUGUGCGAGACGGGGCUCCAGCCUAUCGCUUUGAUAAGCGACCAGGGGACUUCGUUUCAAAGCGCCUUCAAAAGCCUUCAAGAGGACACUAGAAGAUCACAAAUCAUAGCAGGCCAGGAGACCGAUGACACUAUACACUUAAAUGGCCAAACCCUUAGUGUGCUGUAUGACCCGCCACAUUUGAUUAAAGGAGUCAGGAAUAACUUCUUGACGAAGUAUAUUGUAAUGGAGGGCAAAGUGUCGAAGUGGCAGGACUUGGUGGACGUGUACCGCACCGACUGCGGCCACGCGCAAGCUCGCCUGCUGCACAAGCUCAACGACGAGCACAUACUCCCGGAGAAAAUUAAGAAAAUGAAGGUGAAAAACUGUGUACGUGUUUUCAGUCAAACCAUGGCAGGAGCUUUAUCCUACACAGCUUCAUUUUCGCACUACGCGGACGGCACACCGGUGAGCGCGACGUUGGCCAACACGGCGGAGCUGGUGGCGUUCCUCGACGACCUCUUUGACAGCGUCAACGGUGCCAGCACCCACCACAAGCACACCAAGGGGAAGAAAUUACGGACUGCUGUUACAGACAAUUCUGAACAUCACGUCUUCUGGGCGAAGGCCAUACCAGUCGUCGAAAAUAUGAAACUACUCGAUCAUAAUGGCAAAAUGACCACAGUCCCGAGUUUAAGAAAUUGGGUGACGACGUUAAAAAGUUUUCAAACGCUGUGGCAGGUCAUGAAAGAUAAAAACAUAAAGAUAAUGCGCCCGCGGUAUUUUAAUUCUGACGCGAUCGAAAACUUCUUUGGAAGAGUACGGGCAUACAAUGCCAGAAAUAAUGACCCGACCUGCCACGCCUUUGAGUGCACAUUUAAGUCAUUCCUUAUAACAAAUUUUAUCAAAUUUCAUGAAAACACUUACAAUUGUGAAGAAGACUGUGCUGAGCAAGUUAUUAAAAUUCAAUCAUUGUUUUCGCACACCGAAGAAACCAGUACAAUGGACGAGAAUACUGCCAUAUCGGUUGAUUCUGCGCCUUCCUCAUUUUCGACCUCCAACGAUCGUGAGAACGGCGCAGAACAACUAUUGGUUCAAGCCACACGGGAGCGUCUAGAUGUACACUCACGGGCAUAUACCGCGGGAUGGGUCACUAGAAAAGUACUGAAGAUACUUGCUUGCAAAAACUGUGAAAAAGAUUUAACAACAGAAGAAACAGAUAUCCAUAAAUGGAUAUCUAAGAGAGAGUACAAUGUAAUUAAAAAAAAUAAAUUGACCUAUCCCUCGGAGCAUGCUGUGAGGUUUUUUGGCAACAUUGUCGAAAAAUCAAAUGAAUAUUUGGAACACAACGCGCAUAAAUCAAACAUAAAAAAACAAAUUACUCAAAUUUUAAUGUCCAAAUAUUCAUUUGAUUUUAUCAAAUGCGAAAUUCACCGUGAUUUGGCUAAGCAGACAUUCAUUUCUGUAUCACUAACACUAAGUAUUUUUAACUGGUGUAAUACAAUAAAUAAAAUUUUAAAAGGCACCGAUGUGUCAAGAUUGAAUAUUAAAAACUUGCCUCUUAUGCAAGCACAGGCUUACAGGAAAUAUAAAAAAAGGUUUAGGAAUAAAUGAUAACAAAUAUUA
This is a messenger RNA of Cydia splendana, 3530 nucleotides long. RefSeq lists its product as uncharacterized. The transcript is spliced from 12 exons. The record is from RefSeq and is a predicted model, not a curated record. Bases 270 to 3518 code for a protein of 1082 amino acids. NCBI's taxonomy places the organism in Eukaryota, Metazoa, Arthropoda, Insecta, Lepidoptera, Tortricidae.